Molecule: messenger RNA, 1102 nt
Organism: Coprinopsis cinerea okayama7#130
Lineage: Eukaryota; Fungi; Basidiomycota; Agaricomycetes; Agaricales; Psathyrellaceae
Exons: 5
Coding region: 119-1102 (327 amino acids)
Source: RefSeq, a predicted model, not a curated record
CCUCCUUCUGUCUCCCACAAACGCUUCUGACCAUGCACACCGCCGUCCGCCCAUCCUCUUGCUAAUUCAAUCGCUUCUUCAAAUCUCUGAAAUCGUUUCGUGACCUGAAGCAACAACUAUGGAGAACCCACUCACCGUCAUUGUCGACAACGCGAGCGACAAGCUCGGGUACAACGGAGGGCAAUGGGAAACGGAGGAGGCACCCAACACAUUUGGCGGCUCGCAGAGCGUAUGCUUCACGGAUCGACCGUCAGGGCCUUCGAACGUCUCGUUCAGCUUCUUGGGGAGGAGUGUCGAAGUGUACGGAACCGUUGACCGCAGUCUCGUGAUGAAGACAGUGGUCAACAAGGCACCGUAUAACCCACUAGACGAGACUGCAGGAGCACCAACAGGAAGACGCGGCGUUAAACUGUUCGAGGCAGGCCUCAUCUCAGGUUCCCAUGAAGUCAGAUUGGAACCAGAAUCCGGUCAACUCUCUAUCGACUAUUUCAUCUACAGCCCAGUCGGCAAGACCAAAUUCAACGGCGAAGACCUCAUCUUCGACGAUACCCAUACCUCAUUAAACUUCACUGGCCCAUGGACACCCAUGAAAGUGACAGACCUCCCCGAGCUGCCGUUCAACUUCACACUGCUAUCGACGACACAGGCUGGCGCUAGCUUCUCUUUUGCCUUCACCGGAGAGAGUAUAUCUGUUUUUGGAGGAGCGAGACCAAAUGCCGGGCGCGUCUCUGCAGAAUACACCAUCGAUGGCUCGUCACCGACAUCUGUAGUCACCACCAACCGCCGCGAAUCGCAAGACGGGUGGACACUCCACCAAGAAUACUUCAAAUACGAAGUCAAGGAGAAGCCAGACGCAGAACACAUCCUCAACGUAACCGUCCUCGAAGCUUCAGAAGAGCAGCCCUUCUUCUUGGACUACGUGAUCGUACGAGGGAACGAGCACACCGAGAUGGCAGAGCGCCGGUUCAAGAAGACAGGUUCUGACCUUAGCAGCGCUGGAAUGAAGAUUGGACUCGUGAUCAUGGCUAUUGUCGUUGGUAUCCUCCUUUGGGUGGGCUGGACGUUUUACCGGAAACGCAGAAAGGCGAAGGGGUGUGAGUAA